AUGAAGCGUUAUAAGUUCUUUGCUUUGGUAUUUCGUAAUUCUGCAACAAAUGACAGAGCAAAAAGUGCCUUAUAUAGUGAUGUCACAGUCCAUUUAUUUUAUUUUUCUAGUGAAACUGAAAAAGUUACUUUAUACAAAAAGUAUCUCAAGCUGGAAUGCCCUACAGCUUCCUGUAGAAUUAAGCUGCUCUCCAUUGGUGAAAAACAAAGGGUACUCAUCAGUAAAAUAAUUGUACAAGUGAAAGCAGUGUCUGCAAAACUAGCAACUGAUUUUCCUUCACUAGGAUCAAGCAUAGAUCUAAACAGAGUGCAAACUAUAAUGGAAUCUAUGGGGUCAAAGUUGUCUCCAGGUGCUCAGCAGCUCAUGGACAUGGUUCGAUUUCAGCAGAAAAACAGUUUACCUCUUGGAGACAAACUUAAUUGGAUCUUUGAGAAAAAUUCUGACUUUGAAGAUGAACAUCCAGUAGAUGGAUUACAUGGUGCAGCUAUUCAGACAUCGUUAGAUCCGUCAUCCACUGAACCUUUGCCUGUUAUAAACUGUUUAUCAAGUGAAGCAGUAUAUGAAGACUUAAAAAAAAAUCUUGAUCUAAACGCACAGAUACCUGAAAGAGAGAAUGCUUCUGAUUCUGGAAGACUUACUACUCAGCAAAACAUGCUGAACCCCAGAAAUGAUUUUAAAGUCAUGGGUUCUUUGAUUAUGCAGGAGCAAACAGGUGAAAAUCCAAAUAUAACUAAUCCGAGGGAGCUUCUUCCUUUUCUUCAAAACUUAUGUCGCCAGGUAAAUCAUCUUCGCCUAAAAGAUGGAAAUAAGCAUUUUGAGAAAAAUGUUGUGACUAAAGAAGAAGGCAUUCAGAGUGUUGGAGUGGAACAACAGCCUAUUUGUUCCUACUUGGAAAAGAUCAUCUCAAAAAAUAUGGAUCUGAUGGAGAAAAAACUAAUGGACUAUAUUGAUCGCCAAAUCCAGACUCUUCAGACACAUAUAGAUAACAAAAUGGUUCUGUUAAUGGACUUAAUUCAGAACUCAAAGCCACACAAAAUUUCACAAACACACUCUGAUUCUAGUGAGGGAUUCUCAAAUGGAGAGAGAUAGAUGUAUGUAGAUAUAGGACUGCAACGUAAGUAUUUUUUCAAGAGCAGUUAUACUUUAAAAAGUUUAGUAUUUAUGGGAUUAUAACUGUAAAGAACCUCAGUGUUGUUGACUUGCAUUGGUUACUGUAAUUCUAUCCACUGUUGUACACUGUUGUUUUCUGAAAGAUCUUAAUGUAUGUUUUUCCUAAAUAUAAGAAUUUUGUAUGCCCUUUGUGGCUUAUUUCCUGAAAGAGCAUUAGUAAAAGCCAUGUGGAAUACGGUAUUCCAGUUUCAGCUUGAACAAUGGGGAGAAGUACUCUAAAUAAACUGUGUUACAACUUA
Messenger RNA from Struthio camelus australis, 1409 nucleotides. The record is from RefSeq and is a predicted model, not a curated record. NCBI's taxonomy places the organism in Eukaryota, Metazoa, Chordata, Aves, Struthioniformes, Struthionidae.